This is a messenger RNA of Corticium candelabrum, 5040 nucleotides long. RefSeq names its product protein polybromo-1-like. The record is from RefSeq and is a predicted model, not a curated record. Gene Ontology annotation, molecular function: protein binding; chromatin binding. Gene Ontology annotation, cellular component: RSC-type complex. Gene Ontology annotation, biological process: chromatin remodeling; transcription elongation by RNA polymerase II. The coding region runs from base 236 to 4915 and encodes 1559 amino acids. The transcript has 40 exons. NCBI's taxonomy places the organism in Eukaryota, Metazoa, Porifera, Homoscleromorpha, Homosclerophorida, Plakinidae.
AGUGUGGCUGCUGAUGAGAAUGAUUGUGCAAAGUGUCGACUGUUGAGUGGAGCUGCUAUUCUUUCGGCUGCAGUUUACGUGUUCAGAGAUCGAAAGCGCUUUCCUGUCAAUAGCCAGAACCGUUUCUUUUCACUUGUUGUGUCCUCAUUGUUGCUGCUGUGUGGAACUGGCACACUUUUGAUGCCAAGAAAGAAGACACCUGAAAGAGAGUUUGACGAUUGGAUUUGGGAAGAAAAUGAAUGAAGGCAUAAUAACGCGAAGAAAGAAGCGUACCCUCACUGGUGAUAGGGAAGAUUCUGCUGCUAAAAGGACGAGGACAGGGAAUAUUGAAUGUUUGAAUGAGGAAAAGGCAGGCACAGGAUCAGAACCAUUAACAAGGCAAAGGAAAAAGGCGAUGGAGGUUGUAACGAGAGAUGACAUCAAGGAAGCAACAACUUCUACAAGAAGACAAAGGAAACUGUUGUACACAACAAUGGCUGAAUUUCCUGUUGAUGACAGUGAUGUAAUGGCAUGUGCAAGUGGAGAGGUAGAAAGAAACGAGCAAUCAGCAAGACAAAGAAGGACAAGAGUAACAGCAACGGAAACUGCAAGUGAAGACAAUGAGGAUCAACAAGCAGUUGAUGAGAGAUCAACAGGGAGAGACAAGGUCAGCAGAAUGGCAGAAGAGUCGGUUGCCAUGGAAACUGAAGAUUUGACAACUUUAGAACACCCAAAACGACAAAGAAGAAAGACCAUGAAAGGUCUUGAACUGGAGAGUAUGCUGAGACGCAGUUCAACACAGAACUCUGUUUCUAUGAAUACUGAUAAUUAUUCACCCUCUAUUGAAAGUAUAGACAAAGUGGAAGAAGCACCAACAAAGAGAAGGAUAUUGCAAUCACAGUGGUCUCAUACAUCAAGUGACAGUAUUGCUAUAGAGGAAGAAAGGGAUGAUUCUGUUAAUACAGAUUUGUGGCGAGUGUUCCAGUGUGUUAUGGAAUGCCAAACUCGAGAUGGCAGAUUAGUCAGUGAGCCUUUUCUCAAGCUUCCAAGUAGAAAGGAGUAUCCAGAUUAUUAUGAGGUUAUCACUACUCCUCUUAGUCUCAACAAGAUCAAAGAGAGAAUCAAGAGUGGAUAUUAUGAGACGGCUACCAAUCUCUGUGAUGAUCUUGGUCUUGUUUUCACGAAUGCUCACACGUACAACGAGCCAAACUCUCAAAUCUAUAGGGACGCCACAAAGUUGAUGCAAGUUGUGAAGAAGAAAAAUCUUGAAUUAUGUGGAGAUGAAGAGAAACUGCCAGCCAGUGUUUCAAUGUCUGAAGAACAACCAAGUGAUGCUACCUGUUAUUUUCUUGGUGUUGGCCAGUCUCAAGAUACUGACACCUCUGAAGUAGAAGAAGAAAGUGCAGAACAGUCGCUGACGAAGUGUCUUACGUCUCUCUACAAGACUGUUUUAGAACACAGAGACUCUAAUGAUCGACAGCUAUGUGAGCUGUUUUUGUCGCUUCCAUCUUCUGAGGAGUACCCAGAUUACUUUGAAAUGAUUAAACAACCUAUUGACAUGUCUAUGAUCAAAGACAAGAUAGAAAGAGAACAGUAUGCCACUGAGGCUCAUUGUGUGGCUGACUUUGAGUUGAUGUUUUCCAAUGCUCGAGUGUACAAUGAAGAAGGCAGUCUGGUGUAUGAGGAUGCCAUCAUUCUUACUAGACUGGUCAAACAAUGGCUGAAAAGCAGACAAAGAUCAGAUCAGACAGACAGUAGCACAAACCAAGAUGAACUACUUCAUGAAGGAACUAUUCGCCGAUUUUGUCUUGGAGAUGUUCACUACAUGCUGGCCAGCGAAGUGAGUAUGUAUCUUGGUAUGAUGGGAGGAGAACUUCAAAAACAUUAUCCCAACAUUUCAAAGAAACUUGCUUCUUAUGAAGAAAAGAGGCACUUGGCAGCACAAGGUUUUAGUUUACGUCCGGGUCAAGUCAGUCUCUUACUGGCUGAUGACGUAGAACAGAUAAUAAUGCAAGAAGAGGCGAGAAAGCAGAUAUUAAGUGCCGAUCAUGAUGUUGAGGUCCCUACUGUUUCUGAGAACGUCUCAUGGCACUUGCGUUUCUUACCAGAACAGCUGCUUCUCCAUCUGGCCUUUCCAUCUCAACAAAUUGUUUCUGCAACUUCUGUGGACUCCAUGAACAAAGAGAGAGUUAAACUAUCGAAUGUCACUCUUCAGAAACUAUACUGUCUUGUAGAGACUUUAAAAGCUUGUCACGACAGAAAUGGCAGACAAGUAGCUGCUUUGUUUAUUGAGUUGCCAUCAAGACAUGAAUAUCCUGAUUAUUACCAGGUUAUCAGAAAACCUAUUGAUAUCAAGAGAAUAGAAGGCAGAAUCAGAUGUCAACAGUAUUGUACAAUGGAUGAUCUGUUCAGUGAUAUCUUGCUGAUGUGUGACAAUGCUUGCAGAUACAAUGAACUGGGGUCUGAAGUGUUCAUAGACUCACAGACUUUACUGCAGUUGGCAUUUAGGACGAGAGCUGAGCUGACAGGUGCCAGUCGUCUGGAUAUCUAUCCUAGGGUUGCCGAUGAGCUUCAACGUCUUAUUCGUUCUCUUCUUUUGUCAGUAACUCGUUUUAAAUCAGAUACUGGCAGGAGACUUGCUGAUUCUCUUAUUCCAUGUUGUGGUGAUCCUUCUUCUGUGGUGUGGAGCUUGGAAGAUAUUAUCUGGACAGCAGAACGUGAUGGUUAUCGCUUAUUAGACGAGUUUCAGGGAGAUUUGUUGGCAAUAUUGACAAGCACUCGGAAUAAGUAUAUGAUUGACUCAGAGGCUUAUGAGGAUGCUGUUGUGCUGCAGCGUGUUUAUAUGUCUGAAAGAGAUCGCUUGUGUGGUGGUGUGCUGAAAUGGUCAUCACCAGCACUGAAUUAUCAACUUGUGCAGUUUGAGAAAGAAUUGACGGAUGAGAGACAGAAAAAAUUGGAAGAAAGCAGAAUUAGUGAGGAAGCAACAAAACAACAGAAGACAGAAGAGGAUACACAAGCUGAGGCUGUUGUCAUUCAGUCAUUGACAGACUGCUGUGUUGAUGGUGUUACUUGCCAUGUUGGGGACACUGUCUUAGUCACGUUGGAUGGUCAGGAUAUGGAAUUGCUGUUUUAUAUUCAGAAAAUUUGGAGAGAUGACCAUUUGUCUUUUGAGGGACAUCGUUUCUAUUUUCCUCAUGAAAUAGUUUUGCAAGCAGAGAGGAACUUUCUAGACAGAGAAGUGUUACUGAGUCAUGAAAGUGAGUCUGUGAGUGUCAGAACUGUUCAGAAGAUUUGUGUGAUGACAGACAAGCAAUAUCUCACACAUCAGCCAAAGGACUUUCCUUCUUCUUUGGUCUACUUUUGUGAGUCAACAUACAGUAAGCUAACAUAUACAAUACGAGCAUUCAAGGCAUGGCCAUCUGAGUUGCCACCUUCAGUUGUUUUGGAAGAAAGACCAUCUCCUUUUUUCUGUGAGAGGAGAGCUGUCAGCCAUACAACCGAUCCUUCAAACCCAAGAAAGGCUCGUACAUGUGGAAGAGUAUUGAAUAAUGUUGUACAUAGUGAUGUUGGAGGUGAUGAUGGGCAAGUCUACUAUGAACAGUUUUAUGUAAACAACAUGUCUUACAAGACAGGCGACUGUGUGUAUGUCAACACUGACAAGCAUCAUCCAUUUGUAGCGAGAAUUGACAAAAUAUGGACAGACACUAAUGGCGACCCUUGGUUUCGUGGUCCAUGGUUUGUCCAUCCUUUUGAAACAGACCAUCUUCCCUCUCGAACAUUCUUUAUUCACGAACUUUUGUUGAGCUCUGUACAUGAUACAAAUCCUCUUCACAGUGUCGUAGGAAGAUGUGCUGUGCUUGUACUGAAAGAUUACAUCAACUGUCGUCCUGUGGGUGUGGCUGAGAGAGACGUGUAUGUUUGUGAAGCAAGAUACAACGAAGCUGACAAACAAAUCAGGAAGCUGAAAGGAUUGAAAAAAUUUGGGCACUCAAUUCAAGUUGCUGCUGAUGAGUUUUACUACUUUGAUGAAGAUAUCCUUCCACUAAGGAUUCCUUCUCCAUUUCUGUUUCGAGAUCUUCAGACUUUGUUUGGUCUUCCUGCACAAUCUCAGCCGUCUGCUAUCACUGGUUUUGUUCACUUUGCAAAUGAAAUGUUACCAGUCUUUAGGCAGACUCAGCCAUCUUUAUCAUUUCCAGAGUUACUGCAGCGAACAGCACAGCAGUGGGAUGGUCUCGAUGACGUUGUGAAACACAAUUACAAUGAAAAAAGUUCUUACAUGAUGGAAGCUGUUGAAUUAGAGGAGACUGAUGAGUCAGACAAUGAUGAGUUUGAGUGUCAGUGGGCUGGAUGUCACAAAAGCUUUUAUGAGCCAGCAGACUUUGUAGCUCACAUCCUUUCUACUGCGACAGACAGUCAUGUUAUUUUGGCAAAGACAGGAUCAUCUGAUUAUCCAUGUCUGUGGGAUGGAUGUUUUAGAGUCAAAAGGCCAUUUAAUCAGCUUUCUAAGAUUGUAAGACAUAUCAGAGAUGUUCAUUUAAAGUCUAUGGACUUACCGGAAAGCUUACUUAUGAGUGAGCUAUACUCAUCUUCUGGAAGUCACAUUGUCAGUCAGUCAACAGGUACAGCAUCAACAGCAAGUCAAUCUGCUUUGUCUGACAAUGGACCUGUGGGGAGGUUUGUCACUCCUCCUCAACAACAAAUUCAACACUCCAAUGUUUAUCUUAAGUAUGUAGAACAGCUACGAACUGGCAGACAAAAGUCUUCAAUGAAUGUUUGUAGAAGAGAAGUGGAACCUAUUCUGCCAGAUAAACAAUUGGAACUUCAAUUUCUUGGUGCGGGAAGAGGGUCCCAUAGCUCAGUGAUUGAUGCUGUUUGGGCACUUCGAGAUGCCAUGAUGCUAGAUACUCUCAAACUCUCAAACCAGUUGAAUGCCUAGAGAAGCUUCAACUACUACAGAAUAUGUUGCACCUGGUAGAUAAAGUCUGUUUUGUUGAUAUAGUGAACAAUAUCUAGCAAUGAUUUGAUUGAAUGUUGAGUCAAAUUCAAAACAACCGAGCAUAU